This is a messenger RNA of Penaeus monodon (black tiger shrimp), 784 nucleotides long. RefSeq lists its product as uncharacterized. NCBI's taxonomy places the organism in Eukaryota, Metazoa, Arthropoda, Malacostraca, Decapoda, Penaeidae. The coding region runs from base 1 to 552 and encodes 183 amino acids. The record is from RefSeq and is a predicted model, not a curated record. The transcript has 3 exons.
AUGGCCUAUAUCCUACGUGAAUGGCACUGGUAUAACAACUUUGGCGUUGAAGUUAAAGCCGUCGCAGAUUGUAUACUCUGCUUCUGCGGCAGUGUGGAGGGCCAGCCAAAUCUACAGCACCACUUGACCAUCAGGAAGCAUGGUGAUGGAGACCAUGACGGCGGCUACCCGCAGCUGGCCCCAGCCAGCGCGCGCCGGAUGUGUUGCCUGAGGUCAGACGAAACCUGGGAGGCUGUCCACCAUGACUCUCGGCCCGUGCUGCUGCCAACGUACGAACCGGCCUUCGUGUGGUACAUCGGCCUUUGCAUGUUGAUAUUCGGUUUCCUUGUGUUGUUCGGAUCCCUGAUCUAUUGUGUCUUCGUUUGCCGUGAAGUGGAGAGGAUGAGACCGCCCCCAGGAGAGCUUUACUGGACAAACCACUGGACCAAGCAGCUCAACAUGCCUGAAAUCCACUACACCAACACCCAGUACAAACCCUCUGAUUAUAAAGGUUCCGAAUACUCCUUUAAGACGGAGCCAAGUCGCAUGACAUCGAACAGUCAGCGGUACUGAGGAUUGACGUGCACAUUUUAAAAAUGUAUAUAUUUAUGAUUUUUUUUUCUGUCUCCAGUUCUGCUUACCGUAAAUAUUUUCUUUCGUUUAUUUAGUUUUGAUUUGUAUUUCAACUGAAAUGGUAGUUAAUUCCUUUCAUGUCCUUAUUUUUUAAUAGGACUUAUUUAAGAAAUCGAAGCUGCAGAGGGAAGAAAAUAACAUGUUAAAUGCUAAAAAGGCAUUGUUUAAAUGG